Molecule: messenger RNA, 2679 nt
Organism: Momordica charantia (bitter melon)
Lineage: Eukaryota; Viridiplantae; Streptophyta; Magnoliopsida; Cucurbitales; Cucurbitaceae
Product: glucose-6-phosphate 1-dehydrogenase, chloroplastic
Biological process (GO): glucose metabolic process; pentose-phosphate shunt, oxidative branch
Cellular component (GO): chloroplast stroma
Molecular function (GO): glucose-6-phosphate dehydrogenase activity; NADP binding
Source: RefSeq, a predicted model, not a curated record
UUGGUCUUCUUGGGUCGAUGGAGUCAUUGUCGGGUGCCAAGAUCUCUCCGACCUCGGAUAGAGGAGACGAAAUUCCUGCCAACGAGAUUUGAGAAGGAAGGAUUCGAACGAAAAACCCGAUAUGGAUGUGUAAGGGGAAAUGGAUCCAGCUCGCAGUAGGGCGACAAAAAAAAAAGAGAACUCGACGGGAACAAUGGCUAACAAAGACCGUGGCUCUACGACUCCAAGAGCCUCAACAGUCUGUCCCGCUCAACCUUAUCCUGUUGACACAUGAGGUACGUCUUCACAUAUUCAGCAACAUCGUCCCUCACCGAUUGAAUUUGGGAGGGGACAGCGGAACCAGAGCCACGGAUGGCGGGGUUUGAAAUUGAAAAGCUAGGGUUUUUUAACCUUGUCCUUUUCUUUUUUCUUUUCUCAACAAAACCAUAUAUGAACUCGGUUCGGUUUGGUUUUUGAAUCAAACCAAACCUAUCUGUAUGGAUCAUACGCCCUUGGAAUUGCCGUCUUCACUGUUUCUUUACUGCAAAAUUACAAAUUGUCCUUUCCAUCGGCCUCUUCGAUAACUCAAAAGGUCAAGACUUUUGCAGCUGGUCACAUUCGAUGGCUUCAGAUUAGGGAGCCCCAAAUCAAAUUCAUUGCCGAUUAUAUAUGUUCAAUUGUAGAAAACAAUCCCAUUUUCAAUUUGUUAUCGUUCACGAGCUGCUCAAUCUAAGCCAUGUCCAUGGAUUGUCAGUUCAGGUUCCCUUCUUCUUCAGCUGCCUUCGUGCCGUCUUCUGUUAAGAAUGACACGAUUCUACCCAGAAAUUUUAUCUUGUCGCCAAGAAAAACGCAUUUCCCCUCGUGGGUCUCUCAAAUUUCUGUAAGAAAUUGUGUUAGAGAGCACCUCAUGCUCAAAUCGUCUAAUGGGCAUCCUCUGAAUGCAGUUUUUUUACCAGAUGGUAGUUCGGCAAGUUCCCUCCUCAGUGAACAAGUUGCACUUCAAGAGGAAGACAUAUCUAUUCCAGAUUCGGAUAAAGUUAAAUCUACACUCAGUAUAACCGUUGUCGGAGCUUCUGGUGACCUGGCCAAAAAGAAGAUAUUUCCUGCACUUUUUGCUCUUUAUUAUGAGGAUUGUCUACCAGAGGAUUUUGUCGUGUUCGGUUAUGCUAGGACUAGUAUGUCAGAUGAGCAACUCCGAAACAUGAUUAGUAAAACUUUGACUUGCAGAAUUGAUAAGAGGGAAAACUGUGAGGACAAGAUGGAUGAGUUUUUAAAAAGAUGCUUUUACCAUUCUGGUCAGUAUAGCUCUGAGGAACAUUUUGCUGAGUUGGAUAGAAAAUUGAAAGAAAAAGAGGCUGGAAAAUUAUCAAAUAGGUUAUUUUAUUUAUCAAUUCCUCCAAACAUAUUUGUGGACGUUGUCAAGUGUGCUAGCCAACGGGCUUCCUCAGGAAGUGGUUGGACCAGAGUCAUUGUUGAAAAGCCAUUUGGCCGUGACUCAGACUCUUCAGGUGAGCUAACCAGAAGUUUAAAGCAAUAUCUCACAGAAGACCAAAUAUUCAGGAUUGAUCAUUACUUGGGCAAGGAGCUCGUGGAGAAUCUGUCAGUUCUUCGGUUCUCCAAUCUUGUCUUCGAGCCUCUUUGGUCUAGGGACUAUAUCCGCAAUGUUCAACUGAUAUUUUCUGAAGAUUUCGGUACAGAGGGGCGGGGAGGAUACUUCGACAACUAUGGAAUUAUACGAGAUAUAAUGCAGAACCAUCUCCUUCAAAUUUUGGCUCUAUUUGCUAUGGAGACACCUGUCAGUCUAGAUGCUGAGGACAUCAGGAAUGAAAAGGUCAAGGUUUUGAAGUCAAUGAGACCUCUGCAACUUGAAGAUGUAGUUGUUGGGCAAUAUAAGGGCCACAACAAGGGUGGGAAAUCAUAUCCUGCUUAUACAGAUGAUCCAACUGUUCCUAAUGAUAGCAUCACUCCCACAUUUGCGGCAGCAGCGAUUUUUAUUGAUAAUGCUAGAUGGGAUGGGGUGCCUUUCUUGAUGAAAGCUGGAAAGGCCCUACAUACAAGAAGGGCAGAGAUCAGGGUUCAGUUCCGACACGUCCCAGGAAACUUGUACAAGAGGAACUUUGGAACAGAUUUGGACAAAGCUACAAAUGAGCUUGUGCUGCGUGUUCAACCUGACGAGGCUAUUUAUCUGAAGAUCAACAAUAAGGUUCCUGGUCUUGGAAUGCGAUUAGAUCGCAGUGAUCUGAACUUGCUGUACCGAGCUAGGUACCCCAGCGAAAUACCGGAUGCAUAUGAGCGGCUACUUUUGGAUGCUGUUGAAGGGGAGCGAAGACUAUUCAUUAGGAGUGAUGAGCUGGAUGCUGCAUGGUCGUUGUUCACCCCAUUGUUAAAGGAACUCGAAGAGAAAAAGAUCGCUCCAGAGCUUUAUCCAUAUGGCAGCAGGGGACCUGUUGGAGCUCACUACUUAGCUGCAAAGUACAAUGUAAGAUGGGGAGAUCUCGGUGAGGACCGUGAACCUUAGUGGAUUAAGGCUUUUGUAUUGUGAGGGAGCUGUGGAUGGUAGAUGAUAUGCACUCUUGUCAAGUGAUCAAUCAAAUCUCAAUUCAAGGCAGAUGAAUUUGCAUAAUAAAAGCCUACGAAAACUUGUGGUACCAAUGUUGUAUCAACUUUUUCAGUGUUAUGGAAGCAUUGUUUCUUGUGGCA